Molecule: messenger RNA, 244 nt
Organism: Phytophthora sojae
Lineage: Eukaryota; Oomycota; Peronosporomycetes; Peronosporales; Peronosporaceae
Exons: 1
Source: RefSeq, a predicted model, not a curated record
AUGUCCAACUCGCCUACGCCGGCGUCGCGCCCUGGCGCGCAGAGAGGCUACGUCGUCCGCCUCGAGUGUCCCCACGAACUCGAUGACGGCGCCUGGGACGGACCCAUCUACGUGCGGCUGCAGGAGCCGCGCUAUCUCCAACCAGGGGACAGCAGUGUCUUCCUCCUCGACGACUCCUCUCGCCGGCCUGGCUGGCUUUGCCAGUUGAUCUUCUACCCGCGCGAGUUCGACACCUCGCCCCCGC